This is a messenger RNA of Debaryomyces hansenii CBS767, 2469 nucleotides long. Its product is annotated as DEHA2C01672p. The transcript has a single exon. The record is from RefSeq and is a predicted model, not a curated record. Gene Ontology annotation, biological process: DNA-templated transcription; positive regulation of transcription by RNA polymerase II. Lineage: Eukaryota; Fungi; Ascomycota; Pichiomycetes; Serinales; Debaryomycetaceae. Gene Ontology annotation, molecular function: sequence-specific DNA binding; DNA-binding transcription factor activity, RNA polymerase II-specific; zinc ion binding. Bases 1 to 2469 code for a protein of 822 amino acids.
AUGGUUGAAGAGAACCAAAAUAAUCAGCGACGACUUCCGGCUUGUGAGAGAUGUCGUACCAGGAAGACUAAGUGUGAUUCGCAGCUCCCAUCAUGCUCCAAUUGUGUAAAGGCUGGGACCGAAUGUAUGAACAAAGAUAAGGUUUUGGGUAAAGCUGUUACUAGAGGUUAUGUUUGGUCUUUAGAAGAGCAUAUUCGGGCUUUUGAAGGAGAGCAAAGUAUUUUUGAAGAACAGAAAGAUAAUAGAGAACGCGUACAUAAACGAACCAGAUUGUCAAGUAAUCAAAAUCGUUCGAAGGAUCAAUCGAUAUUGCCAAUAUCCAGUAGAUCUCCAUCGCCGUCUCAAAUUCAGCGGCAUUCAAGUCUAACAAGUUCUGAAACUGAUCUUUCACCACAUUCUUUGAAUGAAGAUAAUGAAGACUCUGUCCGAGAUACGAUGGAUACAUUGUUCGCAACAACUUUUAAUGGGGGAGAUGCCACACGGGUAAGUGAUAACCUCGACAGUGAAAUCCGACAAUAUUCAAGCUCAUCUUUUAGACAAAGCGCAAGGGAAAUAAAUAUUGAAAAGGAGAACAUGGCUAACGCUAAACUUGGGCGAGAUUUCUUGAAGCAGGGUCGUCGGAACAACUCAAGAAAUAGGAUUACAGAUAUUACUGCUUAUGAUUAUAAUAUACUCACUCGAUUGGCAAAACGAUAUUUUACGUGGAUGAAUAGCGCCCAUCCAGUACUACAUGAAUGUAUGUUUCAUUUUCAACUAGAGAGAUGCCGGAAGAAACCCAAGGAAGCUUCUUUAGUAGACCAUUUUCAGGUACAUAUGGUCAUAGCUAUUUCGCUUGCUUCAAUUCGGCGGCCCCAUCUGUCCAUUUCAGAGAUUGGACGAAUUGCCCAUGAUUUCUGGAAAUCAGCGACAGAACUUCGUGUCCGAGUACUAUUGGGUUAUGGAAUUGAAAAACUUCAAAACAUUUUACUAUUAUUGCAGUAUACUCUAUUGGUUCCCAAGGCAGGAAAUUUGUGGCAACUUUCAGGUUCUGCUAUGAGGUUUGCAACUGAAAUGGGACUCUAUGCUGAACCAAAUCCCUCACAAGAAUUUGAUCCGCUAAGUUUGGACCUUCGUCGGCGUAUAUUCUGGACCUGUUACUGUAUUGAUCGGAUUCUCUCGACGGUGAUGGGAAGACCUAUUGGAAUUCCCGAUUCUUGGAUAUCUGCUAAAUGUCCAGCAUUGGUUGAAGAUAUGCUAGUUACUGUUCGUGGGAUACUUCCUGGUCCUCGAUGCUACCUAAAAGUCGCUCAAAUUCAGCAAAUUCGUAUAUAUCGAUUACAAUCUGAAAUACACCAACGCUUAUACGCACCUGCGAAUCAGGAAAAGUUACCUCAUAAAGAUAUGACUAAUUGGAGUUGGCAAAUGUAUGACCAGCUUAGACUUUGGCGUAGUAGUUUCUGUCUUCCUACUCCAUUAAUAACGAAGGAGUGGACAGAGUUAGAAUUUCAUAUUGCCGUUGUUUUGCUUUUUCGCCCGUCUCCUAAUCGCCCAAAGCUAUCUAAUGAAGCACUACAUGUUGCAUUCCACUCUGCCGGUGAGGUCAUGAAACUAGUGAAAACGAUGCAUAGAGAAUUAUCAGCAGUUUUUUCGUGGCUUACUGUACAAAAUCUCUUCAUGUGUGGGUUAACUUUCGUUAGCUCUUUGAAAGAACUUGCUGAGAGACGAAAUUCACAUCAAUUGUGCAUAUCGUUUGUUGAGAUUUUUCUACAAAUUCAGUCUUGCACUGCAAUGCUUGAAACGUUGUCUGCUUUAGAGGUAGGAGCCAAUGAACGAAUAAGGAAUGCCUUUGAAAUGAUCUCAUCAAAUGUUCUUAAACAUAUUACUAGUAUAGCUCCUUCUUUACCACAACAUGAUAGUCAUGAAAGAUGUAUCUGGAGUCAAAUUGCAAAAUUAGAUAAUCUUUCUGUAUCAAGACCGACACAAAUUGAAGAUAUGUUAAUUCCUGUUCAGGAAUACUCAACAGUUCUUCAAGAAACUAAUAUACAAUUCUGGGAAAGCCGUUCUAAUGGCUAUGGUGAUGAGCAUUACUCUAAACAUGACAUUGAUGCGUCUACAAGUAACGGUAUGCUUGAUUUUCAAAUCGAUAAGGAUUCGUAUACUGUUGUGAAGGGAGACCGUUCCCGUAAUAAUUUAGUUUUCUCAGAUCAACCACAUAGUGUAUCAAAUGAUAAAACUCAGGCUCUUCAGGAUCCAGAUUAUCGGUUAAAUGAAGUAAGUUCAGGUUCCGAUAAUUCUACGCAACCAUUGGCCACGUUUGAAGACCCAAGUAUGGAAAGAUUGGCAGCGAUUUCUAAUGUUGCGGCUGAAGCCGAACCAAUUCGUGAUUUGGACAUAUUACCUGAUUGGUCUGAAGCUAAUUUGGGUGCCGAAUUAGAGCGUUGGUUCCUUUAUCCUUUACCAGAGGCAAGUGAACAAUUUCUUUCAAUCUAA